Dovyalis caffra is the source of this 246-nucleotide messenger RNA. NCBI's taxonomy places the organism in Eukaryota, Viridiplantae, Streptophyta, Magnoliopsida, Malpighiales, Salicaceae. The record is from the annotation of a GenBank genome assembly.
AUGGGAUCGAGCCGUAGCUACCAUGUGUUGAUGGGAGGUGAAGAGCAGUCAUUCAAUGGUUCAUCUCAUCGGCGAACCAGGUCAGACUACCAGCCACCAACCAUGGAGUUUUUGGAGCAGCGGACCAAUAUGGAAUUUCACCGAUAUGACAGCUUGAGAAAACGUUCAGUGAACCCUCCGUCAAUCGCUGGUGGCUCAAAUUUCGAUACAUAUCCUCGCCAAAUGGGCAAGCAGUUGAACAAUUAA